UCGUUCCCUUCCCCGACUCGCUACAGCAAAAGUUGCCUGAUUUCUUCGCCCAUUCUCCUCACUCACUGCCCACUCUUCCCCCCUCGUUCCCUCCUCCUCCUUUCUCUCUUUCGCUUUGACGGAGAUGCUUCUCAGUUUAUCACAUGGAAAUAAAAGCUACAACAAGAUCCAGCUCCAUGUUCAUGCAGAAUACCUGCUCUAGAAGAAGAAGCCUUAUUGGGAAAGAAUUUUGAAGUUGUUAUCUAAUAGAAAGAAAGAGUGAGACUGAUGGUGUCAUAUUAUCUAAUCGCGUGGUAGUUUUACUUUUACCCUCCUUCCACAAGGUGUAGACUUUAUUUAAAGCUUGUUACCACGACAAGUUUGAAAAAUGGCAUUGUCCCUGCCAUUCUCAUCCCAAAGGGAUUGGCCAAUCUCUUUCCUCAAUUCUAGUUUACUCCCUAGGAAUCCUCCUUCAUUUCAUGCUAACAGUAACCAAUAUUUCAGGAAUAAUAAGAACUUCAGAAAUCUAUCCAUUUCGAUUUCCUGUUCAUCACUCAAAAUUGUUCGAAGUCCUUCACUAGACCGGCAUGUUGUGAAGCAAAAUAAGAUUCGGUUUAUUCAAAAGCUGAAAACACUGCUCCUUUCUAAACCAAAACACUUUUUGCCAAUCCGCAUUGUUUCGAAAUGCCGAUCAUACCUUUGCCUUCCAAAGCCUCGCUCCAUCCUCUCAAUGAUUCAUCGUUAUCCUUUAAUUUUUGAAAUCUUCCCAGUCCCAAGAGCACCCGUACCAAUGAAUGCAACAAAAUCAUAUUCUCAACUAUGUGUUCGUCUAACCCCAGCUGCAGCAGCUCUUGCCACCCAGGAAUUAAAUCUCAAAUCAGCCAUCUCAAUGACCUUGGCAGCCAAACUCCAGAAACUUCUCAUGCUCUCUUCUCACCGUCGGCUUCUUCUGUCAAAGUUGGUUCACCUGGCUCCAGAUCUUGGCCUACCCCCUAAUUUCCGUUCCCGUCUAUGCAAUGACCACCCUGACAAAUUUAAAAUUGUGGAUACCUCCUACGGUUGUGCGCUUCAACUUGUCACUUGGGAUCAAGACUUAGCAAAGCCUUUACCCUCUCCUGAAGUUCAUUCGCGUGGGCUGAUAGUAGAUAGGCCUUUGAAAUUUAAACAGCUUAGACUUCGAAGGGGACUGAACUUGAAGAGACGGCACCAGGAUUUUUUGAUCAAGUUCAGGGAAAUGCCCGAUGUGUGCCCUUAUAAUACUUCUGUGGGGGCAUUUGUGAAAGAGUCCAUCGAAGCAGAGAAAAGAGCUUGUGCAGUGGUGAGAGAAGUGUUAGGGAUGACAAUUGAGAAGAGGACUUUAAUUGACCACUUGACUCAUUUCAGGAAGGAUUUUGGGCUGUCUAACAAGUUGAGGGGAAUGAUUGUGAGGCACCCAGAGAUAUUCUAUGUGAGUUUGAAAGGGCAGAGGGACUCUGUGUUUUUGGUGGAGGGCUUUGAUGAGAAAGGAGCCCUGUUGGAGAAGGACGAGACUUUGGCCAUUAAAGAACAAUUGAUGGCACUGGUUAGGGAGGGAAAGAGGAUGAGACGAGAGAAGAGAAAGGCUAGGAUCUAUAGCUAUCCCACUGGUGAUGGUGAUGAUGGUGAUGCUUAUGAGGUUGACAACAGUGAUGAUGACCAUGAUGAUUGCUUGGAUGACUUGUUCGAGUAUGAGGAUCCAUAUUUGGAUUAUGAUGUUACUGAUGGUGACGAGACCAACGAAUCAUUUGGCCACAUGGAGAAUGGGGUGUUUUGGACAGCAGAUUCUACUUCUCUUCUUAAUGAUGUGGAUGUAGCAAAUUUCGAACCUUGGUAACUAUGAAUGUCAAAACAACGUACACAUCUUGCAG
Messenger RNA from Juglans microcarpa x Juglans regia, 1865 nucleotides. RefSeq names its product protein WHAT'S THIS FACTOR 1, chloroplastic. The record is from RefSeq and is a predicted model, not a curated record. The transcript has 2 exons. Lineage: Eukaryota; Viridiplantae; Streptophyta; Magnoliopsida; Fagales; Juglandaceae. Gene Ontology annotation, molecular function: RNA binding. The coding region runs from base 368 to 1831 and encodes 487 amino acids.